AUGUUGUUGAGUCUGACUGUAGUUUCGGAUGUGCUCUGUGUUACAGUGAUACAGGCUCAGAAUGGCUGGGGAGUGACUUACACCUCUACUCAGAUCUGUGCCUUAAAAGGAUCAACAGUGGAAAUAAGCUGCACCUACACACACCCAUCCAGAAUAAAUGACCGUGAUACUACAGUUGAGGAAACAUUCUGGUUUACUAAAUUGCAGGAUAAAGAACAUGUGGAUCUGAGAACAGACUCAGAGUACGCAGAGCUUCAGGUUCAGGUGAUCAGAUCAACAGUCUACAGGAAUUAUACUGAGGCAGAGCUGCUUUGUCACAACAGCUGUCGUCUUCCUGAUCGUUCUUCCUACGUCUGGUUCAAGAAUGGACAGAAAAUGGAAAGGGUGGAGACAUCUUCUUAUAAAGAUCAGUUUUAUCCUGGAGACAUCAUCUCCUGUGCUGUAAAAGGACAUGAGGAUUUCCCCUCUCCUUCAGUGUAUGCUCCAAAGCUUCCCUCUGUGUCAGUGAGUCCCUCUGCUGAAAUAGUGGAGGGCAGUUCAGUGACUCUGACCUGCAGCAGUGAUGCUAACCCAGCAGCUAAAUACACCUGGUACAAGGGGAAUCAAACACUGAAUCAGAGACCAGAAGACAUUUAUCAUUUCACCAGCUCUAAGGACAGCGGGAUCUACCACUGCAAGGCUGAGAAUGAGUUGGGCCAGAUGAACUCCAAAUCUGUAUCCAUAGAUGUUCAGUAUGCUCCAAAGCUUCCAGUGAGUCUCUCUGCUGACAUAGUGGAGGGCAGGGUGACUCUGACCUGCAGCAGUGAUGCUAACCCUGCAGCUAAUUAUACCUGGUACAAGGAGAAUGAAGACUCACCAAAAGCAUCAGGACAGAACUUCACCAUCACUGACUUCAGAGCUGAACACAGUGGGAUUUAUUACUGUGAAGCCCAGAACAGAAGAGGACGUCAUAACUCCACCUUACAUCUGAUUGUUGUGGCAGAGAACUCAACAAGGCUAAUAAUUAUCAUCACGUUGACUCUGGUGGUUGUGAUGCUGAUUCAUCUGCUUCUGUUUUGUCUGUGGAUGAGGAAGAAGAAUACUCUGAGCUCGACCUCUGAACCAAAUGAAACCAUAGAGACGUUAGAGGAACGUGAAGAACACCUGAUUGAGCUGUGGGAAGAGAAACCCAAACUCUACAACACAAGGAGCCAGGCAUUUUCCAACCACAAUAGCAAGAUUAAUGUGGUGAAAUACAUAGAGGAGAAACUGGAGGCUUCUGGUGAGUACAGCUAG
Molecule: messenger RNA, 1275 nt
Organism: Micropterus dolomieu (smallmouth bass)
Lineage: Eukaryota; Metazoa; Chordata; Actinopteri; Centrarchiformes; Centrarchidae
Product: B-cell receptor CD22-like
Exons: 7
Coding region: 1-1275 (424 amino acids)
Source: RefSeq, a predicted model, not a curated record